AUGGAUAAGUUCGUCAUUAAGUGCAAGAGAGACAGCGAAAGAAACACCGCCAGUGCUCUUCGCCCUAUUCAGCUAAGCGAACGCAAUCGAUGUGGAAGCGACGUGGAAUCAAUCUUAACCUCAAAGAGUGACGAAGAUCCAAAUGUUAAUUGUAGAAGAGUUGAUGAACAUCAAGAAAAUUGUGCAAAUGUGACUCGAAAUCUAUCAGUGUCAUUCCCACGUUGGCAGAAGGCAAAUCCUUGGCUUGAAUUGAACGCAAAUAAGAAAGCAAUUUGCACUAUUUGUACUAAAGCGUUGGAGAAAAAAUUAAUUUUGUCUUACGAUUUACGCGCUUUGAAGUCAAAGGAAGCCUGGGUUGACACAGGAUUUAACAACUGGAAUAACGCUACGUCCAGAAUCAAGAAACAUUCAACAAGUUCAUUACACGUAGAUAGUACUGAAGCUCUAGCAAAACUGAAGACAGUGAACAUUAUUCAACAUUUAUCAAGUGCAACAGAAAAGUAAAUGAUGAAUCACCGGACAGCACUGCGAAAAAUUUUCAGUACUUUAAAAGUAUUAGCAAAACAAGGGCUGCCCUUGCGUGGCAUCAAUAACGACGAAAAUUCAAACUUUAUACAAAUAUUAAAAGCACGCGCAGAAGAUGUAUCGGAACUGGAAUCGUGGCUGAAACGGAAUGGCCACAAAUGGUUACAUCAUGAUGUACAAAACGAAAUAUUAGAACUCAUAGCUGCAAAAGUUAUGGCAGAAAAUCUUGUGGAAAUAAGACAAGCAGAAUUCUGUGCGUUACUUUUGGACGAAACUUCUGACUUGUCGAAGAUGGAACAGAUAUCGAUAUGUUUAAGAGUUGUUUCACAAAAUUUAGUGUCGUCAGAAUUUUUCCUCGGAUUUUGCUCAACGUCUUCCACGAAGGCCGAAACUCUAUUCCAAAUCGUCCAAGAUGUUCUUCUUCGUUUCAAUUUGCCGCUUACAAAACUUAGAGGCCAAUGUUACGACGGAGCAGCGAAUGUUUCAAGGAAAAUAACUGGUUUGCAACGUCGACUCAGGGAAAUUGAACCUCGUGCUUUAUAUGUACAUUGCAACGCCCAUAACCUGAAUCUUGUGGUCCAGGAUGCCAUGGAAGGAGUUCCAGCUACAAGAAAAUUCAUAGGAGUAGUAAAAGAUAUGAUUAAUUUUGUAAAAGAUUCACCGAAACGUAUCUCACAAUUUCAACAACUCCAGUCAGAAUCAGAAAGUUCCACGAAUAAAAAUUUUACCCUCGCUGCCUACUGCCCAACCAGGUGGGUCAUGCAAAUAAGUUCCCUGAAAACAGUCCGAGCCAACUACGAACCACUGAUGAAAUUUUUCGUGGAGCGGAUUACAGAUUGUGAAGUCGACAGCAUCAUCUCGGCCAAAGCAUCAGAAUAUUUUGAACAUAUGAGAACCUUUGAGUUUUUCUUUUUUUUAACAAUGAUAAUUGAAUUACUUGAUCGGAUAGAAAUUUUGAAUAAAGACCUUCAGAACUCGGAACUAAGCGUGAAUGACUCGUAUCGAAAAAUCGAGGGAGUAAUUUAUUGUAUGAAUGUAUUUCGCGAUUCCAAAUUCGAGAUAAUUUGGCAGAAAAGCAAUAAGGGAGUAAAAGAAUUAGAUAUUGAUGAACCACAGCUACCGCGUCAACGAAAAAUUCCAAAGCGAUUAGAUUCGAGCAAUAGCGAAAAUCUUGUUUUCAAAACUCCGAAAGAAAUGUACCGCAAAAUAUAUUUUGAAAUUUAUGACCGAGUUUUGACGUCUUUAAACAGUCGUUUUGAUACGGAAGCAGCUCGAUUUCUAAAAUCUUUAAAAGCCUUUGGCGAAUCUACAAAUGUUGCACAAAUUAUCAAUUUUUAUGGAGACGACUUUGAAGAAGAUCGACUUGUUAGCGAUAGGGAUAUGUUUUUGAAUCUGACGAGCAGAAGUAAUGUUAAAAUAUCAAAUUUGAGAGAAAUUGUUAAUUUUUUACGUAAAAACGAAUGGAGUAUGGGGCUCAUUCCCGACUAUGUCAAAUUUAUAAAAUUGUUAAUGACAAUCCCGGGUUUGUCAUGCACCAAUGAAAGAAGUUUUUCUACUCUUCGGCGAUUCAAAAAUUAUCUCAGAACAACAAUGUUGCAAGAUCGACUUAAUCAUGUAGCAAUAUUACAUAUAUACAGCGACAUAACUGUGAAUAAACUGUGUAUAACUGUAUUUUUAAACUGCUAUUGA
Molecule: messenger RNA, 2214 nt
Organism: Nylanderia fulva
Lineage: Eukaryota; Metazoa; Arthropoda; Insecta; Hymenoptera; Formicidae
Source: RefSeq, a predicted model, not a curated record